UUUCAACACUUUGUAAAUGUCUACUCACACAUGCAAAAAAAAAUCUUAACCUCUCUUUAGCGGUGCCUUAAAAUAUCGCAAUUGAUAAUAAUUGUACAAAAAUGUUGAUGAAUAAACUAUCGAAAUGUGUACCAAACAUAAAGACCGCAAUAGCUAAACCAUUCUCGAGUUUAAUCAACAUAGAUCAUCCAUUAGCAGAGAAUCGUUUGAGCUAUGUAGAACCUCGUCAAGCAUGGCUAGAAAACUUUGAUACCAUUGAUGAGAAAAAACUUGGUAUCAUUAACUUACAUCCAGAGAUAUUUGCAGCUCGACCACGGAUUGAUGUAAUCCAUCAGAAUGUAAGAUGGCAACAGUUGUACAAAUUUGUCAGUUUUGCAAACACCAAAGUUAGAUCAGAAGUUAGAGGAGGUGGAAGAAAACCAUGGCCCCAAAAAGGAAUGGGUAGAUCAAGGCACAGUUCAAUCAGAAGUCCACUCUUCAAGGGAGGUGGUGUUAUCCAUGGCCCUAGAUCACCAACCCCUCAUUUUUACAUGCUUCCUUUCUAUAAAAGAGUCCUGGGACUCACAAGCACUUUAUCUGUAAAACUAGCACAGGAUGAUUUGCAUAUUGUGAAUGAUCUUGAAUUACCAACUGAUGAAUAUACAUUUUUGGAAGAGAUGGCUAAAAGCAGAAAUUGGGGACCAUCAGUCUUAUUCAUCAAUGAUGUUGACAUUAUGCCAAGAAAUAUAACCGUUGCUACAGAUAUCAUCAAGCACAUGAAUAUCAUGCCAGUGUAUGGCCUCAAUGUCUACUCCAUGUUGAAGCAUGACACUUUGGUUUUGACCAAAUCAGCAGUUGAAACGCUUGUUGAUAAACUACUGGUUGCCAUCCAUAAAAAUGGAAAACAAAUGGAGGAGAAGUUUAAGCUUAGUCAACAAUAACUUAAUUUAGUUCUAGUACAAUAAAUCGAAUAGAUUCUAAA
Messenger RNA from Dalotia coriaria, 961 nucleotides. RefSeq names its product mitochondrial ribosomal protein L4 (gene mRpL4). Bases 102 to 920 code for a protein of 272 amino acids. Lineage: Eukaryota; Metazoa; Arthropoda; Insecta; Coleoptera; Staphylinidae. Gene Ontology annotation, molecular function: structural constituent of ribosome. Gene Ontology annotation, biological process: translation. Gene Ontology annotation, cellular component: ribosome. The transcript is spliced from 3 exons. The record is from RefSeq and is a predicted model, not a curated record.